AGAGUCAAGGUUGAUGAAAUUUUUAUAAUAUAAUGAUAUUUAUCAUAUUUAUAGGUCCAAAUCAAUGAUCAGGGACGCGAGUUUGUAAAUCAAGUGAGUAAUGAAUAUCACAAACUCGUGGGAACCCAUCAGAGAGUGACAAGCGCCUACCAUCCUCAGGCUAAUGGCAUGGUAGAGAGAGCUAAUCGUACUCUUCAAAAUUCACUUUUGAAGUGUACAAAAGGCAAUCAGAAGGAUUGGCCUGGAGUUCUCCCUGGUAUUGUAUUUGCCUACAAUACAUCAACGCAUGAAUCCUCAAAAUUCACGCCAGAUGUAUGGCAGAAAAGCUCUACUGCCUUGUGAGGAUGAUAGAGAACCAGAUACAGAUCUUGAUGAUCUAUCUGACACUGAUUAUGAAAGCAAUUACAAGAGUACAGCUGACAAUAUGGAAGUCAUAUUCAAGACUGCAACAAAAAAUAUUGCAAAAGCUCAGCUUAAGCAGCAACGAGAUUAUAAAACUCGUAAUGAUGCUAAGAAUGCACUUUAUCACAUAAAUGAUAAAGUGCUUGUAUGGAAUAAUCGUCGAGCUCACAGGAAAGGAGGGAAAAUGUUGCAGCCUUGGGUAGGCCCAUAUACAAUUGUUAAUAGCAAUGUUGAAUUAUCUUCCUUAACGGGAAAAAUUUUAUGUAUAAAGACUAACCUCAGUAAUUUAAAACACUAUAUCGAGGGGAACAAAGAAACAGUUAAAAAACCUAAUAAUAUGGUACAUUGUGAAACUAUAGUAGGUGUUCAAGAUCAAGGUAAUAUAUACAGUUAA
This is a messenger RNA of Gordionus sp. m RMFG-2023, 796 nucleotides long. RefSeq lists its product as uncharacterized. Lineage: Eukaryota; Metazoa; Nematomorpha; Gordioida; Chordodea; Parachordodidae. Bases 287 to 796 code for a protein of 169 amino acids. The transcript is spliced from 4 exons. The record is from RefSeq and is a predicted model, not a curated record.